UGGAAAUUUGGAAGGCAUUUAACAGGUUGUAGAUCCCUGCCAUGGGACAUUUGCUUGCAAAGGGCUACCUGGGGAUAGUGCAUUUGACAAUUUAGUCAAAUACAAAGAGCUAUAAAUCAGUACUUUUUAUAAAACAAAACCCUGCUUUGCUAAACAUCACAAGGAUUAACACUACGUAAAGAAUGACUGGGAUGUAAGUUAUUUUUUGGAGAUUUAUUGUAACCCAUUGAAAACUAGCUCAUGUCCCACCACCACCCCCAAAAAUUCAUGCAUUCAUGCAUGUUGGUCUUCCAAGUGUGAGAAAAUCAAGGUGAGAAGUGGGUAUGUUGUGGGUCAUUGGUUAAGACAGAAGGGCCUCGAAGGUUUAACAGAAACCUAUCAAACAUAAGUUAUUGACAUUCUCAUAAUCAGAACGAAUCAUAUUUUUGUUUGAAGAGAUGAGCCCUCUCUCACCGAGUUUUCUCUGCAAACAUUGUCUUUGCGAGUUUGUCUUUGUCGUUUUGGAGACAGGAGUGCAUUACUUUUGACAAUGUUCGAAUCAAUUUCAACACGUUUUAUACAAAAACGUUGAGUACAUGGUUAUGAAUAGUCAUAAUCAAACUUUAACAAGCUUUCUACCAGAGAUGCUAUUUUCACUAUUGUUUAGUUAAACAAAGAACUGCAUGCAUAAAUGCAUGAGUUAUACGGAAAUCUUGAUUCUGUCCUGGUGUACCAGUACGAGUUAAAGUUACACUGAGGGAAUAACCGUUGUACUGCCUUUCUUUACGAGUCUUUGUCUAGCUGUUGUAUAAGUUGGGUCUUUCGUAUCGGUUCUUGUGUACCAGUACACGAGGACAGAACCGAAAUUUUGCCAUGUUUUGUAGCUACGUUAAACUGCUUUACAAAAUGAAUUUUUUUAGACUGCAGCUCACCAUCUUGUACAGAAAAGUAAGGUCGCCUAAAUCUUCUACCACUACGCAGUUGUCUCUGAAAUAACCAGUGUAGUAGUACCACCUGUCUUUGCAUGAUUGCUUUCCUGUAAUACUUUGAAUAGGAAUCGGAAAUGGAGCUUCCUUGGGGUGGAAUUUUGCCCCUUUCUUUCGACGCGGUAUGCGAGUUACGUCCGCCAUCUUGAUUAUUGUUUACAACCGCUGCAUGAUUGUGUGCUCACAAAAUUUGCGCGCGGUAGAAUUCAAAAUGGCGCUCAGUACAACGGAUUGACUUGUGUACAGAAAAUUGUGGGGAAAAACAAAUAUCUUCAUACAAGAAAAAGCCCAGAUUACUACAGCAGUACAGUUUCUUUCGUCAUGACUACAGGGGACCUGAAAAACAACCUUAGAAAGCUAGUUUCCGAAUUAAAACAAAUUCACUAUCCUCAAAGUGAGCUCGAUAUCAAAGGAGUAGCUCAAGGGAUUCCUAAGGCGUUUCUCCCCAUCGUUCAUCAUGUUUUCCUUGACUAUUCCAUCUCACUGGCUCAGCACUUUGCGUCUAAAGAAUACGAGUUGUAUGGGAAAACAGAUUUAAGAUUCAUGGAAGCUGUGUACAAAGUCCUUCGCGACGAGUUUGGUUACAAGCCUCAGCUAACCAGGGAACAGUUCCUAACAAUUGGAUUCGCAGAAAGAAAGAUUAUUGUCCUUUGUGAAAUGGUGAAACUUCUGAGAGAGAAACACGAUGAGCUUACAUCUAAAGGUGGCAAGUCGGAAAAGAAGAAAGCAAAGCAGACUUGGCCAAGUUCACAGCUGCGGGGUGAUGAUAAUGGCACUACUAAAGAAUGCUCGGACAAAGUAAUGUCAACACACUCUGAUCGUUUCCCCGGACCCCUUCCAAAGGACAUUGACAUGAAGAGUUUCCGCAGUAAUGAGGAAGCAAUGAAAGCUGGCUUGGGAUUAAAGGAGCCUCUUAUAACUCGUAUGUUUCUUGAUGGUGAACCCAGCAUAUGCACCGGUAGUCAUGUAAUGCCCUCAAACAGUGGUCCAUCAGGGAAAGCUGGCAGUUCUGUGAACGAUUUGGUUCCAUCAAAUUUAGUCAUUAAAAGCAGUGGUGACCAGAAGCUCUUAGGUAUAAAAUUCCCAGUUUCUCAGAACUCAGAAAUUCGGUCAAAUUUGUCUAGACAGUGUCAUGUCAAAACAGUCACUUGGGAAGAUCAAUUAAGUGAACCCCAGGUCAUACUAUCUGAACAGGGUGAAAAAGGUUCUGUUGCUCAUCCACUAUACAAUGGAGCAAUGAACCCCAUCUCAGUACCAGCAACAGUUCACUCAAUUCCUUUCGCAAAGACAUCACCAGCAUAUUUCCCCCUACAAUCAGAAAACAUGUCCAGUGCAGGAGUGAUACCAUAUGCUAUUCCUUCCCCAGUUUCCAUGACAGCAGUUCCUUUGCCAAGUGCCGAUCUGAUGCUUACACCUACUGCCAAGAAUACUCAUCAUCAAGCCAUUCCACUUUCCAUCUCUCACAACGAGAAUGAUUUGCAAGACACUUCAUUUUCAGAUGGUAAAUUUCCAUGUACAAGAGUUGUUAGACAUUCAAGUCUGAUUGAACCAUCAGAUGUCCUCGUGACUGAUUCAAGCUCAAGUGCAGAGGCUCAGGUUUAUGUUCUAAAACAGCAGGUUCAAGAGUUACAGGAGAAGUUUGACAGCAUGGUGUUGUUAAACAAUGAACUGUCAGCCAGGGUUGUGCUUCUGGAGAGCAAAAUGAAGUUGGUGGAAGAAGCAUCUGGGUAUAAAUCUUGUUGUAAUUGUGGAAGUCCUUUGCCCAGAGUGGACAAAAAGAAUGAAUCACAACCUGACAAAAUAGUUGUGUCUGGUUUUAAUGUACAGAGUGAAAAAAAUCCAGGCAAGGAAUCUUUUGAAAAUAGUCUGAAAUGCAUAUCAACUAAAAUUAAUGAAGAGACUGGCAAUGAUUAUGCCAAGGGUCCUAAAUCUGUGCUAAAGAACAAUUCAACCAGUAGAAAACUGUUCACAAAGACAGCAACCUCUCUUGGCAGUGAUCAGGCAGUUAAAGAUAUUUCAUCAUGUCAUGUCUCACCUCCUUAUUCAGAAAAGUCUGAUGGUGAUGAUGAUGAUAGUGACGGCACAGGGAAAAGUAAAAGUGCCUCAUCAAGUGAACAAGAUGCAAGUAUUGUCAUAAGCCCAUUUCCUUCAGUUUCAAAGCUUUCAAGAGUAUUUGCUAACUCUUCAACCAAAAAUGCUGUGGUGAAUGUGCACAAACGGCUUCAAGAGACCAGAGAGCUGCUUACAAGAACUAAUAGGGACUUUGCCACAAAAUUUAACCACUACCAAGUUGAAUAAUAAUGUCAUCUGUUUUAAAGGGUACAUUGAUAUGUGCUUGCUGCCAGGUUGCCUUGACUGUGGAACGUUUUGCAAAUUUGGAGAUUGAUGUUUCACCAUCUGAUCGGUAAACAAUUUCACUAAAUUAUUUUUUUGAGGGAAUCCUUGAGGACAAAAACUGCAUUUUUCCCAAGUCCACCUGUGCAUGAAUUUUAUAAGGCUCCUCAAAAGCUGGUCAAAGUUGUGAUUUGGCUCUAAAUCAAGGUAAUUUGAUGAAGGCUUUUUUCAUGGGUACAAAACAGUGCUAGUAAAAUGAAAAGAAACUGUUUCAAGCUCUGUAUUUAAUUUAAAUGUAACUUCUGAUUUGCUGAUUUGGUGAAUAAAACCUGCCUGCCCGGUGAUAUAACUGGUAACGGCUUGUAUACUGUAGAUAGAAUAUAUAAGUGAUUUAACCAGCAUUGAACCAUUGGAGAUUCUUGUCUGGUUAAAAGACAGGUAAAUUGGAUUCCAGGCCCAAUGUGAUUAGUCAUGCAGGGCUGUCAUUAGUCACCUGUCAUCUUGAUCUUCACAUCCAUAACAAACCUAUUACUUUGUGGGUGAAUUGUCAGCAUCAACAACAGGCAAGUUCACCCAUAACAUGCCACCAAGGGCCCACCAAGCAUACUCUACUGUAACAUGUCUUAUGUGUUACAGCUGUUAAUGUCAGCCCUGAUAGGCCCUGUGAAUUUAUAUGUACAUGAACAGUCAUACAGGUUAUACAAAUUUGUGUACAGGUGCAUCAGUGUUCCCUUGGAAUGAGUCUUCUUGGUGGACUCCUUCAGAAAAGGAGAGAACCUGCUAAGAGGUGAACUGGUAAGAGAACAAAUAAAUAAACUGAA
Messenger RNA from Orbicella faveolata, 4120 nucleotides. RefSeq lists its product as uncharacterized. NCBI's taxonomy places the organism in Eukaryota, Metazoa, Cnidaria, Anthozoa, Scleractinia, Merulinidae. The record is from RefSeq and is a predicted model, not a curated record. Gene Ontology annotation, biological process: centriole-centriole cohesion; centriole replication. Gene Ontology annotation, cellular component: spindle pole; centrosome.